This is a messenger RNA of Populus euphratica (Euphrates poplar), 1009 nucleotides long. RefSeq lists its product as uncharacterized. The record is from RefSeq and is a predicted model, not a curated record. Bases 378 to 923 code for a protein of 181 amino acids. NCBI's taxonomy places the organism in Eukaryota, Viridiplantae, Streptophyta, Magnoliopsida, Malpighiales, Salicaceae. The transcript has 3 exons.
CGUAUGUAUUUGCUUGGUGCACUCUGCCUAUGAAUAGAUAUGUCUUUAAGUCGUCUUUGUAGUAAAUACAGCAUUCUGGUCCUUCUAUUUAGUUUUGUUAGAUAAGGGUCGUCUUUUCUGUCCCUGAAAAUGUAGCGUCAAAAAUUGAGCUGCCUGAUUCAUUUUACAACCUCUCUGCUGAAGAGAUGAAAAGAGAAGCCGAUAUGAGGAGAAAAAAAGAUGGCAGAAUCUCAGCUUUUGAUCCCUAUAGUCUUACGAAGAACAGCAAGCAAAAGCUGCCAGGAAGAGAUAAACAAGGACUAUUAUUCGGAUCCAAUUUCCUGAUGGAGUGGUUCUUCAAGGUGUCUUAGCUCCUUGGGAAUUAACAACUGCUCUCCAUGAGCCGAUUCAACAGGGAAAUCCACAGUGCAUCCGAUCCAAAACGUGACCAUGUCUCUGCUAUGAUCCCGUUCGAGGAGAGAAUGGUUUUUGAAGCUCUCUGGCCUUAUAAAAGGCAGAACAGAGCAGAGGCAGAAGGGGUGGAGGGCAGAACUGGAAAAAAAACAGAGAAAGACUGGAGAGGCAGAACCAGCAAAAGGGAAGAAACCCAGAAACAAGAGAAUGGAGACACUGGAAACACGUACAGGGAAGCCGAGAACCAACAAGAUAAAACCAAAAACAGAGGAAGAACAAGAGGACGACACAGGAGCAUACAAAGGAACCGAAGCAGCGCUUUGGCCGGUCAUCCAUCACGCCUCCAUCUCCUAAAUCAGAAAGCAAGCCAGGCGAACAAACACGGAGAAGAGCUAGAGAACAAGAAAGAGGCUGCCUUCGCCUCCAGCAGACCAGUUAAGUUCUUCCUCUUCCCCGCUUUCCAAAUUCAUUUCGCUUGUUACUUUGCAAAGGUAAUAUACUUACCUUAUUACUGUUGCAAGCAUGUGUGAAUAAUUCACGCAUGCUCGAAACAGUGCCCAACAAAGUCAUUGGCCUGGUGAUUGGGCGGGUGGCUGGAUCUAACCUAGUUCAUGUA